Molecule: messenger RNA, 1209 nt
Organism: Scatophagus argus
Lineage: Eukaryota; Metazoa; Chordata; Actinopteri; Scatophagidae
Gene: hmx3b
Product: H6 family homeobox 3b
Exons: 2
Coding region: 140-1012 (290 amino acids)
Biological process (GO): regulation of transcription by RNA polymerase II
Cellular component (GO): nucleus
Molecular function (GO): RNA polymerase II transcription regulatory region sequence-specific DNA binding; DNA-binding transcription factor activity, RNA polymerase II-specific
Source: RefSeq, a predicted model, not a curated record
UCUCUCUGUCUCUCUUUCCUUCUCUGUCUCUGUCUCUCAUAUGACUUUAACACAAAGUCUAAAACAAGACAGUCCUUCUCAGGUGUUUUCUUUUCCCCGAUAAGUUUUGAUGCUGAUCCACAUCGGACAGUAAACGGUGAUGGCAGACUCUGAUGCGCAAGAGACUCGCCAACCCGCAAAGGACUCGCCGUUCUCCAUUAAGAACUUGCUGAACAUUGAUGACAAACCCGCAAAGCCGAAAAGCUUUCUCGGCUCGUCCAAAGGAGUGUUUGAAGGCAGCUUCUUCUCUCGGCUCGGCGACUUGUCUUUCCCUCGAUUUGAGUUGCCCACACAGAGAAUUGGACUAUCAGCGCAGUAUUUGGAGAGAGCGUCUGCCUGGUGGUAUCCAUACACGCUCGGGACUCACCUGAGGACUGGAGGGUGUGAGAAGGCCAACCUUAGAGAAACAUCACCGGCACCGGACAGGCGGUCCCCGGAUCUCCAAAAAAGCGACCAAGAUGCCAAAGAGGAAAGCGCUGACGACGAUAUCGCACUGGAUGAGAGUGACUCAGAAGAGCCAAAGAAAGACAUCGAUCAGGAGGAUGAAUGGAGGGGCAAAACUGGCGAGCUGGACUCCGAUAGGAAACCCUGCCGGAAGAAGAAGACGCGCACGGUGUUUUCCAGGAGCCAGGUAUUCCAGCUGGAGUCCACCUUCGACAUAAAGCGCUACCUGAGCAGCUCGGAGAGAGCAGGCCUGGCCGCGUCCCUGCACCUGACGGAGACGCAGGUGAAAAUCUGGUUUCAGAACCGGAGGAAUAAAUGGAAAAGGCAGCUGGCCGCAGAGCUGGAGGCGGCCAACCUGAGCCAUGCGGCGGCGCAGAGGAUUGUGCGGGUUCCCAUACUUUACCACGAGAACGGAUCCCCUGAGACGGCCGGGGGUCCCGCUUCAAACUCACAGGGCAGCCAGUCACUCUUGGCUUUUCCUCACCACAUGUACUAUUCUCACCCGGUCCCACUGCUGAGGCCUGUUUAACACGGACUCCGUCAGUACGCGCUGUACAUAUGUUUUUAAAUAAGAGUGACCAUAAAAUAAAAAUGAAAUUUUGUAUAUUUUGUACAUUCAACGGGCACAAUGUUAGAUUAUUAUUAUUAUUAUUGAUAAUUUUGUCCUGCUGAAGCGAACUUGAGCGAGAGACGCAUAGUCCCUGCAACCAAAACACCAAUUAGAAC